AUGGAGGUCAUCCAGCAGCUCGUCUUUGCUCUAUUUGGCUUUUGGUUCUUUGAAAUCAAAGUACAUGCCGCACUUUAUGAGAGAAGGUUGCGAGCGGCGAAGAGAAACACAGCAGAAAAGAGAAGAAAACUUAUGGCUUGGGUCUUGAGCCGGGAGGAGAAGUACACCUUUGUGCGGCAAAGACAAAGACGGCAGCGCUAUAGGAUGCUUCUCCUUUUGUCAAAACAGCGCCGCCGACCAGUCAUUUGGGCUCUCCGCCGCGCCAAUGAGUGGUGGGAUGUGACCGUCCCUGGAUUCACACACACACAGUGGGUGCACAAUUUCAGAAUGUCUGAGGAAACAUUUUUAUACCUUUGUGCAAAGCUAGGUCCAGCGAUGGAGAAGCAAACCACCAACUUCAGAGCUUGUGUGCCUGUGAGGAAAAGAGUUGCCAUUGCACUGUGGAAGCUGGCUACCAACAGUGAAUACAGAAGUAUAGGUCAUCUUUUUGGUGUCAGUAAAUCAUCAGUGUGCCGGUGUGUGCAGAACUUUUGUAAGGCUGUAUGCACAUUGCUAGCUACUGAAAUUAUUCAUUUUCCGGACUGGCAAAAGCUUAAAGACAUGGCUGACUACUUUGAGAACAGGUGGGGCCUUCCACAGUGUGUUGGUGCUAUUGAUGGGUCACACAUACCAAUAAUAGCACCACAAGAAUACCACACUGACUACUUCAACAGAAAAGGGUGGCAUUCCAUCAUCCUCCAAGGAGUAGUGGAUGGAAAAGGACUAUUCUGGAGUGUGAACGUAGGAAAGCCUGGGAGCUUGCACGAUGCUCGGGUUCUACGACUGUCCACAUUUUGGGAUUGGGUUGGCCAGGGAGGCCUGUAUCCUGUUUGCACUAAGAACAUUGGGGGGGUGAAUGUUGGCUAUUAUGUGCUCGGGGACUCUGCCUACCCUUUACAAAAUUGGCUCCUGAAACCAUUUCCUGACAAUGGCCGCCUGACACUAGAACAACAAACCUACAACAAGAAAACAUCCAGGGCACGUGUCGUAGUUGAAAAUGCAUUCGGAAGACUUAAGGGUAGGUGGCAUUGUCUUAUGAAGAGGAAUGACAGUGACAUUGCACUUGUCAAAUCCAUGGUGCUUACUUGCUGUGCUCUUCACAAUCUUUGUGAAAGACAUGGAGAAGACUUCCACCAGGAUUGGAAUACGUCUGCAGAAGAGCCAGGACGGGUAAUUACACUGGAUAGCGAAGAAGAGUGCAGUGAAAUACGUCAGGCUCUCAUGCGGCACCUCAACCUUUAA
Pelobates fuscus (common spadefoot toad) is the source of this 1281-nucleotide messenger RNA. Its product is annotated as putative nuclease HARBI1. The transcript has 2 exons. NCBI's taxonomy places the organism in Eukaryota, Metazoa, Chordata, Amphibia, Anura, Pelobatidae. Bases 1 to 1281 code for a protein of 426 amino acids. The record is from RefSeq and is a predicted model, not a curated record.